Pleuronectes platessa (European plaice) is the source of this 668-nucleotide messenger RNA. Its product is annotated as stathmin-like. Gene Ontology annotation, biological process: neuron projection development; microtubule depolymerization; regulation of microtubule polymerization or depolymerization. Lineage: Eukaryota; Metazoa; Chordata; Actinopteri; Pleuronectiformes; Pleuronectidae. The record is from RefSeq and is a predicted model, not a curated record. Gene Ontology annotation, cellular component: cytoplasm; neuron projection. Gene Ontology annotation, molecular function: tubulin binding.
AGAAGCAGAAGGAGGGUGUGCCAGACUUCAUCAUCCCCAACAGGUCCUCUGUGCUCCGGGAGUCCACGCAGCUGGUAACACACAACAAGCGAGGUAAAUUGACCUGCAGCACUCUUAAAGAUGGCAGCCGCUGAAGAAAUCAAAAUCAAGGAGAUUGACAAGCGGUCUUCUGGCCAGGCCUUUGAGGUCAUCCUGGCAGAUGCUGUCCCGAUGCCAAGUGAGUUCCCCCUGCCUCCUCCCAAGAAGAAGGAUCUCUCACUAGAGGAGAUACAGAGGAAGCUAUAUGCUGCAGAGGAGAGACGUAAGAACCAUGAGGCAGAGGUUCUGAAGCAAUUAGCUGAGAAGCGUGAGCAUGAAAAGGAAGUGCUAAAGAAAGCUCAGGAGGAGAACAACAACUACAGUAAGAGGGCAGAGGAGAAGCUUAAUCAGAAGAUGGAGGCCAACAAGGAGAACCGCACAGCAAUUAUGGCAGCAAUGAAUGAGAAAUUCAAGGAGAAGGACAAGAAGUUGGAGGAAGUGCGGAAGAACAAAGAGACCAAAGAUCCCUCCUCUGAAGAAGGCACUUCGCAAAAAUGAAAGUUACGAAGUGGAUUGUGUGUAUAGGGUUUUUUACGUAUCCAAAGAUUGAUUUAUUUUUAGUUUGGUCAGUAUUUCUUUGUGUUCAUUUC